Molecule: messenger RNA, 1251 nt
Organism: Caenorhabditis briggsae
Lineage: Eukaryota; Metazoa; Nematoda; Chromadorea; Rhabditida; Rhabditidae
Exons: 8
Coding region: 1-1251 (416 amino acids)
Source: RefSeq, a predicted model, not a curated record
AUGAGUGACGACGCCAAAACCAACGUUUCCAAUGUAGUGACAUCCAUCAAGGAUUGUGCAGAUGUCGGGAUGUACACGUUCAGUAAAAUGAGCCCUCAGCUGGCUGCGUUUGUAGGAGUCGGGUUGUUCGUGAAGAAUAUCAUUGUGUCGACAGCAGCAGACCCGAAUGGAGAGGUUUUGAAAAAGUUGGGCGACUUGAAAGUGGACCUGAAGAGACUCGAAGAAAGCAUGAAGAACGGAUUCGACAACCUCAAAGCCUUCAUUUUAAUGCAAGAGUUUCAUAAUAACAUCGCCGUUCCAGCGCAAGUUAUGUGCCAGUUCUGGACGGAUUGCACUGGCUCGGACGACCAAAAAACUCGCCAAGACCGUGUUCAAGUUUUCAAGGAGACCUAUGCAAAACACUCGCCGUUGGAGCUUGGAGAGACUCUUAUGCAACUUCUGAGCAAUGAGGUGACCAAUUUUCUGAAACAAGCAAUGUCCGCUGACACAUUAAUGGCUGAGAAGACAUUCACAAACUGUAGAAAUAUGAUUGAAGCGGUGUUCGCGCAACUUUGGAUGUUAGAAAGUUUCGCCAGUGGCCUAGUUCAUGAUCGGGACACCUAUCGCCCCAAUAAGAUCUAUGAGCAAUAUGAAAGAUUUGAGGAAGUUGUAAAGAAGUGGGAGAUUGAGUAUCAGGUUGGCAGUAGUUUUUGGCCGGAUAAAGUUCGUCAGUUUGUGGAGGGUAUUCAAGAUAACAAUGAGGAAAAGACAAGCGAAGAAAAGGCCCAGAUGAUCAAGGAGGGAUUGGAUAAAAUGAUGACAAACGAUCUCUUCUACAUCGUUGUAUGCCGAUCGGCGUAUCGAUGCUUGCUAGCCGCAGACCCUGCUGAUCAAACUAUCGCAUCGUUGGAUCGAAAACAUUGCAACGUGUACAUAUUCAGAAGCAAAAAGGGAAGAACUGCGAGUGAUGCGGAGAUGAAAAAGUUUAGUGAGGAUAUGAAGAAGAAAUUCGAUCACAUCUAUCGUCAUCGAACAGAGCAGAACAAUCGAAAUGCCGAGUGGAUGCUCGACUGGCAAGUUCGGAACUGGAGAGGAGAAAUGGAAAACUGCGCUUUCAUGUUGACGGUUCGAUCUAAGGAAUAUGUAGCUGUUCGCUCUACACAUACAGAUAUCAGGGAGCGUGGACCGGGAGACUGGAUGGAUGGACAGUAUCAUGCGGGAAACAUUUUAAGUGCUGGAGAGACAUUCCGUGUCGUGGUUGGAUUUCAAUAA